AUGCUUGAUUUCUCCAAACUCAGCCGCCUUAGUAAACUUGACGUUGUGAGUAAUCACUUCACUGGUGUCUUCCCAACUAGCCUUUACUCAUGCAAGUCCCUGAAAGCACUUCGAUUGAGCUUAAAUGACUUAGAUGGACGAAUAGAGCCUGAGAUUCUUUCAUUGAAAUCCCUGUCCUUCCUCUCGCUUUCUGGGAGCAGAAUGUCCAAUAUCACAGGGGCAAUGAACAUAUUGAUGCGCUGCAAAAGUCUCAAAGUGAAGAAAUGCCAAAUGGUGAUGGCCAUGGUUGAUGUUGAUGGAUUCCAAAAUCUUGGCAUUUUGUCUUUUCGUGGUUGUGAGCUCACUGGUUCAUUACCUGUAUGGUUAUCCAAACUAAAGAUGCUAGAGGUCUUGGAUAUGUCCUUAACAGAAUCACAGGCUCAAUUCCGAGUUGGUUGGGGACUCUCCAAGCCUUUUUCACAUAAACUUGGGCAACAACCGAAUUUCAGCAUCAAUGGGAGUAUACCAACCGAGAUCAGCCAAUUGAUCCUUCUUCGUACAUUAGAUCUUAGCGACAACAAUGUCGGUGGAAACAUUCCAGACGAAAUCUCCAGCCUGAAAAUGUUGGAUACGUUGGAUCUUUCAAUGAACCACUUGUCUGGAGAAAUCCCCGCAUCAUUGACAAGCCUUAAUUUCUUGUCCUCUUUGAACGUAUCGUAUAAUAAUCUCGAAGGGCCAAUACCAAAAGGCACUCAGCUCCAAGGCUUUGAUGUCUCUGCAUAUGAGGGGAAUCCAAAACUUUGUGGUGCCCCUCUUUGGAAUGAUUGUCCACUAAUUAAAGGUAACAGCCAAGGACGUGGAGACUGA
This is a messenger RNA of Prunus armeniaca (apricot), 846 nucleotides long. The record is from the annotation of a GenBank genome assembly. NCBI's taxonomy places the organism in Eukaryota, Viridiplantae, Streptophyta, Magnoliopsida, Rosales, Rosaceae.